This is a messenger RNA of Rosa rugosa (rugosa rose), 633 nucleotides long. RefSeq names its product lectin 8-like. The record is from RefSeq and is a predicted model, not a curated record. Bases 1 to 633 code for a protein of 210 amino acids. Gene Ontology annotation, molecular function: carbohydrate binding. The transcript has a single exon. Lineage: Eukaryota; Viridiplantae; Streptophyta; Magnoliopsida; Rosales; Rosaceae.
AUGCUGCGAGAACCUGUCGAUUUCACCACAGGUUUCGUAUUCACCAUUAGUCCUGCUAACAAGGAGAGCUAUGGCGAUGGGCUCGCCUUCUUCAUAGCAGCGAACGGAUCCUUACUCGACGGCACAGUAGGAACUGGUAGCAGUCUAGGCCUCCCCGUCGAUGACCAGCACCCGUUUGUGGCGGGGACGUUUGACAUCAACUCCGGCAGCUACAGCCUGGGUAUUAACCUCAACUCCGUCGAUUCUAGCAACACCGCGCUGGUGGAUGGUGUCACUAUGGAAGGACAACAAAAUAGUGGUACGAUUACUUAUGAUUCUGGCACAAAAUGGCUUCAUGUUUCGGUUUCAACUACCUAUGAUUCUGGCACAAAAUGGCGUAAUCUUUCCAGGACUGUGAAUCUGCAAGACUACUUUCCGGAGAGUGUGAUCGUUGUUGGUUUCUCAGCUUCAACGGGCUCUGCAUUCGCUCAGCAUAAGAUCAUCUCGUGGAAGUUUACUUCAACUUCUGCUGCUCUUGUUCCUUCUAGCCCAAUCCAAAAAAAUGAUUCUCUAGUUCCCUCUGGCCAAACAAGCAAAAACGAAUCUCAAGUAGUACUUCCUACCGCACCGGGCACUACUAGAAAAAGGGCCUAA